Molecule: messenger RNA, 4829 nt
Organism: Vicugna pacos (alpaca)
Lineage: Eukaryota; Metazoa; Chordata; Mammalia; Artiodactyla; Camelidae
Source: RefSeq, a predicted model, not a curated record
AGAAGAAAAUUCUUAUAAAAAUAAAUUUUAAAUAAUAAUAAAAAGUAUAUUAAAAAAGAAAAUUCUUUGCAAAUUUUAAGGUGAAAAUAUGAUAUUUUCAACAUAUAAAAGGCCUGUCGGGGAGUCGGAGGCAGAGAAGGUGAGCUAGGACCUCGGUGGGGCUCCAGUGGGUGUCCACUCGCCACCAAAAAAGAGCUGAUAGUGGACUCAGAAGAGCUGAGCAGUCAGAAAAUGAAAAACCGUAAGUCGUCGGGGCUACAGAAAUCAGAGGAGAGAGGGUUACAAAGACAAGACAUGAGGAUCCUCCUCUAGGAUGAUUGAGAAGGAAGUUUGAGAAAAGAGCAGUAGCACCAACCGCUAGGCAGGAACAAACAACCUUAUCCUGGUUUUGUAUGAUUCAGAGAGGAGGUGAGGCUGGACCAUGGCAGCUAUUGCUGUAGAUGAGGAAGAGGAAGACGAGAAAGAAAUGACAGCACCGAGCCCAGUGAUUCAGGGAGUUUAGGCGUGAAAGGACAGGGAAAAGUAGAGGCUUGACAGGUCACAGACUUUGGUAGGAGAAGAGGAAUCUGGUGUUUGGUUGAUCAGCUGCACUGCAUAGUGGACAUAUUCUUCCAUUUAUGACUCAAAACAAUCUUAAGGGACUAUCUUUAUUAGCCUCCUUUUAAAGGUGAGGCAGCUACACCUCAGAGAGUAAGGGAUGAACAGCUAGAAAGUAGGAGGGUUGGGGGAGUCAAGUUUAGUGCAAAUUCUACACCAGCCUGGUUCAAGUGUACGAUCGACAGAGGAAGAGAAAUGAACAGAAGAGACUGAAGUCGUUGGAGGGAGAUGGGCUGAGAUUAAGAAUCAAGGUGUCUCCAGAGAAAAGACAUGCAUCUUCCCUCCCCGACAUCCUCUAGCAGCAAACCCUUCACAGAAGCCGAGUUGACAUUUGGACUGUCUGCCUGAACCAGAUGUUCUGAGAGUGUGCACAUAAAAGGUGAAGAACUCUUUUGAUCAGCAUGGAGAAAAAGCUUGUGUCCUUAUCGCCACCCAUCUCCCUGUCAGACGUGGAACCCAAUGGCACCUCCAGCAAUCACCAUAGUAACAGGAACUGCACAAUUGAAAACUUCAAGAGAGAAUUUUACCCCAUUGUAUAUUUGAUAAUAUUUAUCUGGGGAGCCUUGGGAAAUGGCUUUUCCAUAUAUGUUUUCCUGCAGCCUUAUAAGAAGCCCACAUCUGUGAAUGUUUUCAUGCUUAAUCUGGCCAUCUCAGAUCUCUUGUUCACAAGCACUCUGCCCUUCAGGGUUGACUAUUACCUCAGAGGCUCCAACUGGAUAUUUGGGGACCUGACCUGCAGGAUUAUGUCUUAUUCUAUUUACGUCAACAUGUACAGCAGCAUUUAUUUCCUGACUGUGUUGAGUGUUGUGCGUUUCCUGGCAACUGUUCACCCCUUCCGGCUCCUUCAUGCCACCAGCAUCAGGAGUGCCUGGAUUCUGUGUGGGGUCAUUUGGCUCUUUAUCAUGGCUAUCUCCACCAUACUCCUGAACAAUGGCUCUGAGCUGAAAGGCAACGUCACAUCGUGCUUAGAGCUGAAUUCUAACAAGGUUAUGAAACUGAAGACCAUGAACUACAUUGCCCUGGUGGUGGGCUUUCUGCUGCCGCUCUGCAUCCUCAGCAUCUGUUACCUGCUGAUCAUUCGAACUUUGUUAAAGGUGGAGGUCCCAGAAUCGGGGCUGCGGCUUUCUCACAGGAAGGCACUGACUACCAUCAUCAUUGCCUUGAUCAUCUUCCUCCUGUGUUUCUUGCCCUAUCACAUACUGAGAACCCUCCACUUGAUCAUGUGGAAAGCGGGUAAAUGCAAAGACAAGCUACAUAAAGCCGUGGUCAUCUCAUUAGCUUUGGCAGCGGCCAACAGCUGCUUCAACCCUUUGCUGUAUUACUUUGCUGGGGAGAAUUUUAAGGACAGACUAAAGUCUGCACUCAGGAAAGGUCAUCUACAGAAAAAAAAGUGCAGCUUUCCUGUAUGUACGCAGUUGAAAAAGGAAACAAGAGUGUAAGGGAUUAUCAGGUGAGGCUGUUCCUAUGUCCUUGUGUCCACCUUCAUUCACGUGUCGUCUCCAAAUGACCAUCUAUUUACACCAACCCCAACCCGGGGGGGGGGGUCCCAAGAUUGAUUUGACCAUGACUUUUGUUAAUAAGAUAUACUUCAAAAUUUUCAUCAGUUGUAUCUUCAGUGAUUGAGUCUAAAGGAGUACAGCAGGAAAAAUCCCUAAUGGGAUCUUGCAACCUAAAAUAUCAGGCCGGGAAACAAUGCUGAGCCCAGUGGAUGCUGCUUCUCAUCAGAUUCUGUACCAGGUCUCUGGCCCACUAGGCAUUCUACAGUCUUAAUUUUAAGAUGACCCCAACGUUUCCAGCUUCUCCAGCUCCUCUUCACUCUUCAAUCCCCUGAGAUGUAGCCAAUUAACAAAGCUACUGGAGACCCCAGAGGAGCUGGAAAAAGUAUCCUUAGAAUUUCGUGGAGAGACAUCGACUGUGAAAAGGAAGGCUGCCCACUAACCAAGCAGAGUCAAGGUCCCAAACAAGAGCAGUGGGAGAAAGGUAGGAAGAACGACUGGGGCAAGGAGAGCUGGUGAGAAGUAGGGGGAAGGGAAUUUCGUUCUACCCUGGGAGUCUGUAGCACACUGAUGGCAAAACGGUUCCCUUUGCUUCUCUCUUGCCAGGGAGUUAGGAAAGACAGGAAGAGUAGGAGGAGGACCUGGGGCACUGUCUUAGUGGGUGGAGGGAUUAUGUGUAGAACAGGGGAGAAGGAGGGAUCAAUUUUCCUUUUGAGAUCUGGGUUCAGGCUAACUUCGCUGCAAUUGUUAGUCCUACAGGUAAGUCCAUUUGGUUGGGAGCCAGAAAAGAGGAGGUGACAGUAAGGGCGUGGUUGGGCACUGAGAGAAAGGGUGGGGUGGAAGGCAAGUUGCAAAGAUUGUGGUACCCCGAAAAUUCUAGAAACAUUUUGGCAGAACACAAGUAGGGUGGCUUUCUUUUGAGAGAGUGUAGAAAACCCUGGAUUGUGGGAGUGGAGUUCUUUCUGUCCACUGAAACAGGUUAAGGAGACUGCCAACUACGGCUGCCACGACCACUGUACUGCCAGCAACUGAGUGCCCUCUCCACGCUGGGCAGACUCUCUCCAUCCUGGGCAGACUCUGCAAGGCACUUCCUAUUUAUUAAUCCCACUUAACCUUCACCCCAAAGCCCUUUGUUUUUAUUUUACAGAUUAAGAAACCAAAGCCCAGAGAAAUUAAGAAACUUGUUCAAGUUCACAUUGCUCUGUAAGAGUUUUAAAAACCUCUGUGCAGAGGGGUUGGCUGGGUGUUUCCCCCACUGUUCUCCCUGCAAACCUCCAGGAAGAUUGGUUGAAAGUCUGAGUAAGAGUUUUCUCUCUUACCAGGCACCUAAUGUCUCCUCACUCUCAUAAGAAGACUGAAGGCUGAGGUUUUCUCUUUGUAGUUGUUGACUCCAAGAUAGAGUGAAGGGUAGGAGGGAGGUGGUGUUCUGAAGCUAGGAAGGGACUAAGUCAAAGUCUUUAUACUAAACAAGAGCCCCAGAGCCCUGCCCUCACUCAGCUGCCACAAUGCUGGCAGACUCAUACCUCGUCGGGACAGGAGCCUGGCCUGGAGGACCCUGCCAUGGGGGAAGCUGCCCAACUCAAGGAAAAAGACCAACAGAUGCAGACUGUUGGGGAUUCCUGGUGCCGGCCCUAUUAAUUGCACAGCACGGAAGCCCACACCGUACCUAAUCCCUUCUACCCACAGAGAGCAUCUACUCAACCUGUCAGAGCCUCACUCUUGUUAUGAGCGGUCAUUGACUCCUACACACUGGAGGAAAGGGCCCAAACACGAAAAACCAACAACAAAUGAGAGGGUGGAUAGAGACAUUUUCAGUACGAAAGGUCUCAACAUUUUCAUCACCCUUGCACAGAAUUUGCUUCUCCAAAAUGAGAGAGUAAACCAAGAUAGAGGAAAACAUGACAUCUAGUAAAAAAGGCAUCCAACACAGGAGGAAGAUGAAGAGAAUUCCCAGGACACUGGUAUAUAGCAGAAAAACAGGAAACUAAAUUGAUUUGCACACCUCGGCGGGAUUUAUAUUUUUCUCAGGUAGUUUAGGAUGAACUAGUAAAAAUACACAGGAAAAUAAGCAUGUGAAAAGAUUAAACACAAUUAUUAAAUGCUAGGGGAAAAGAAACUGUUGUUUAAACAAAGGAAAUAUGACCAUAGUACACUACAUGGCUUAGCUGUGGACAGUAUUUACAUAGAGAAUGAUGUAAAUAGCAAAAUACUGUGAUGUAACUUUUUUUCAGAAAAUGAGGCGAGUAGAUACGUAUUUGGGGGGAGGGGUAUAUAUUUUAUCACGGAAAAUACAUAAUAACUAAAGUUAAAGAAUGAUGGGCUCUCCCCUUGAGAGCCUACUAUCUAUAGCUUAAUAAAUCCUCACUUUGCUUUUUUGAAAAAGAAAGAAUGGUAAGUAUCUGUAUAAAAAUGUUAUUUAGCAAUAGAAGCUAAAGCUCAGAAGACAUAGUGAAAAGGACUGGCAGGGAUGGCCAUUGGGUGUGGGAGGAUGGGGGAGGAUUUCUCUUUUCUUUUCAAUAACUACUUAACUAUCUAACAUGUGACUAUGUAUUGCUGAAUAAAAUUAAUACUAAGCUGAAAUAAAAUUUUAAAACUCAAAUUAAUUCUGGUUUAAAAAAAAAAGAUGAGGAAGACAAGGCCACCAGAAAUGAAAACUGCACAUUGAGAGAAGAAAGGAGAGCAGGAAAGGACUACAUUUGGAUUUGGGACCCUGAGGGAAGCCCACCCAGCCCUGCC